Amoebophrya sp. A25 is the source of this 5085-nucleotide messenger RNA. Lineage: Eukaryota; Dinophyceae; Syndiniales; Amoebophryaceae. The record is from the annotation of a GenBank genome assembly.
UGAGUAGAUUUGCAUUGUCUGUCAUCGAGUCGCGAAGAAAGAUGACGAGUACUAGUCCUAAGUGACGAGUCGUGUGAUGAAGAAGAUGCUCUUCUCCAUGAUGAUCUGUCAUCAAAUGAUCUGGAGUGUUGAUGAAGUAUCUUUUCUGUAGUUCACAUGAGCAUAAUAAGCACUUUCGCAAGAUCUUCACUUUUAUCUCAGCUUGAUUUUCAUUCAAAUUUUGCCUCCUGGGCGCCUCUCCCGUGCUUUUCAACCCUUAUUAUUCGUAUUCUCCACUUGUUUGACAUUACAUCCACGUCCACGAAAAAACUCUACGUCUACUACUUUACAACUAACAAGUGGCCCCAUCUUAGUAUUCCUGUCCAUCCAACAUUCUUUUGCGUUGAUUUUCUCAUUCUCUCUCACUCUCACCAAAGUAAAGUUACGAUGAGUAGUCAAGCCGGCGUCUCCUGGCGCAACCCAAAAAACAGCGCCGACCCCACCAAGAACAUCAAUGCUGGCGCAGGCUUUGAGUCCGAUUGCGGUGUUUUUUCUGCGGCUUGGCUGAGGAGUCGGACCGCUCAAAACUACGACCAAAACCUCGAUCCAGACGAACAAGCCAGAAUAGUUAAGAGAGAGGCCUUUUUGCAGUCGAUACGGACUCAUAUCAACUUUCUGGACCAAGAUUUGCGAGAACAGCAGAAUCGUGCAAGGAAAAAUGGAGAAGGCGAAAAUGAAGCUGCCUUUGUUAUGCUCGGAUUUCGAUCCUGUUGAUGUUGAUGCUGUAGAGAUGAAUUUAAAAGAUAUGUAUUCAACUCCCCGGGCCCGGGUGCCCCGGGAGACGUUAAGGAAGGGAAAGGGAUACUUUAGGGACGUGGGCAGGGGUGAAUGGUUUCACAAGGUGAAACGGGCGCCCGAAGGGCGCGCACUCCCCUCCGCGCUGCGGCAAAGGGGAGCGGGAGCGCGCAGGCUUUAAAUACAAGAGGAAGGUGGCAGCACUGCCACCGAUUCCCCUUGUAAAUGUGGCAGCAUGAAAGGCCUUCAGUGUUUACUUGACAGGCGUCUUAGGGGUCCUUUAGUGUUUACAUUGAAGGCGAGGGGUCCUCUAGUGUUUACAUUACAGGCGCCUUAGGGCUUGUUGCGUGUGUUUUUCUGCUGCUGUUUUUCUGCUGCUGUUUUGUUGCUGCUGUUUUGUCGCUGUUGCUUUGCUGCUGCUGCUUUGUUGUUGCUGCUGUUGUUUUGUUGCUGUCGUUGCUCUUGUUGUUGCUCUUGUUGUUGCUCUUGUUGUUGUUGUUGCUGCUGUUGUUGUUGUCCUUGCUGUCUUUGUUGUUUUUGCUGCUGCUGCUGUUGUUGUUGUUCUUGCUGUUGUACUUGCUGUUGUUCUUGCUGUUGUUCUUGCUGUUGUUCUCGCUGUCGUUGUUGUUGUUGUUGUUGUUGUUCUUGCUGUUGUUCUUGCUGUUGUUCUUGCUGUUGUUCUUGCUGUUGUUCUUGCUGUUGUUCUUGCUGUUGUUCUUGCUGUUGUUCUUGCUGUUGUUGCUGUUCUUGUUCUUCCUCAAGGGCAUCUGCUGCCCACAUGAAAGCCCUUCAGUGUUUACCUUUAAGGCGUCUUAGGGGUCCUUUAGUGUUUACAUUAAAGGCGCCUUAAGGGUCCUUUAGUGUUUACAUUAAAGGCGCCUUAAGGGUCCUUUAGUGUUCACAUUAAAGGGGAGGGGAGUCCUUUAGCAUUCACACUAAAGGCGUCUUAGGGGUCCUUUAGUGUUCACAUUAAAGGCGAAGAGUGUUCGGGGAUUUUUAAUAGUAUUUAAAUAGAGUAUUUCAAUAUUCAUAGGCCUCCAGCACUUACACAUCUAAUCCCUCUGGCUCUCCUAUGACCGUCGCGGCAAUCCAUGCACGCAACCUAUGGAACCAGAGAGCGAGUUUCGAACAGCAGCAAGGAAGUCAACCGCCUACCUACCAUUUCGCUGACGUCGGAGGGUUACCAACGGAGUUCAUUGCGCAGUUGAUGGUAAUGACAUGUUUGAUUUUUGACAGUGGAAUCGGGGUCUGUAGUCAGGUUCACACUCAUCUGUGCCGAACUUCGACAGCUUAGUUAGCAUUAGCAGUACAUUUCGACUAGAAUUAAUGUAUGCAGCAAGAACCUCCUUUCGAUGAUUUUUUCAGGCUUACGAACCCGAUGGAACCACCACGACUACAGCCUCAUCCGCGUCUGAUGGUGGGGGUCGUGAAGAACGCCAAAGUCAACAAGAGGCACCCAGACGUCAGCGUCCUGUUCAGAUCGAACCUAGCUUGAUGCUUCAAGGUGGUGCCUUUGGACCAGACGUAAACGCUUCAGCCUUGCGGGACUAUCUUCGCGAUGCAACUUUCUAUCCGUCGCUUCUCUGCUUGGAGCUGAACCGUUUGAAAGCUGUCACUGGGUUUUAUCCGCUGGCGAUGGAGCUGCGGUCUAAAGACACUUUCCGGAACUUGAAAUGCCUGUCAGUGCGGGAAAACCGGAUUUCCUCACUGGCAGGGUUGAUCGACAACACAGCUUUUGCACAGUUGGAAGCGCUGGAUGUGGGAAGAAAUUUGUUGGAGUCUUUGUGGAAGCCUGCAUGUGGAAGCGACGGCUCAGCAUUGACGGUCGUGGAGGCUUGGCAAGAUCUUCAAGCUGGGUCCGGAUCUUCAAAUUUUAAGGGUAGGUUAAAGGUGCUUUUCUUACCGCUUUUUAUGCCUCUCCUAAGGGAGAAAGGCAUAACAAGCGGGGUAAGCGAGCACCAAAAGCCUACCUCUAAAAAUUGGGCUGCUGCUAGUGGACAUAGCGCAAGUGCAGGUAUACUAGCUCCACCAUGUUGUGCUCUCCGCAAUCUGCGCGUUCUCAACCUUCGGGAAAACCGCCUAGGCCCAAGUCUCAGUGCAGCACUUAACAUGCUAUUGCCGGACUCGCUGUUGCACCUGGACUUGUCGGAAAAUUGUAUCACAGAAGGAAGCUUGGAUCAGUUUUUUGGGGCUCCUGCGCCCUCUUCACCUGUAGUUCCACCUGGGGCCACGAGUACUAUGGCGACUGUUGGUGAGCACACGAACAUGACCAUGAAUCCCGCUGCUCCUCCGAAAGGCCUUGACCUCCAGCAUGUGAAUAUACCUGUCCAAGGACAGGAGCAAGAUGAAGCACAAGAACCAGGCUCUUUCUUCUGCAGCCAACUCCUGUCCGCAACCUGCAUCCGCUCCCUCGAACUCCUCGACUUCACGCACAAUGGCUUCAAGGAAAAGCAGAGACAUUACAGAAGACGUUGUGUGGCUGGAUUCCCCGGCUUGCGCAUGCUGGAUGGCGCACCCAUAGGUUUAAUGGAAAGGGAAUGCGCAGAAGCAUGGAUCCGGGGUGGCGCAGAGGCGGAAGCGAGGGCUAGAAAGGAUGUGACGAAACGGGCGAAUAAUUAUGGUUGGAGUUGUGCUGGUCUCAGACUCUGUCGCUGUGCAUAUUUUCUGUAGCGGUCUUUCUUCAUGUAUUUUACCGUGUGAUCACUAUAAAAUAUCGUUUUUUGGUAGUUUGAUGAUGUCUUUUUACUAAAUAUUUUCAGUAACGUUCGUCUAAUCCCCAGUCGUCGCCAAUUGGUCGAAGCAAAAUACAGUCCCUCCUCGUCUGAUCGCGGCCGCAGCCGAUAAAGAUAAUCGAAGCAUGCCGAAAACUACUAGCGGCGUCCCUCAUCACUUGCUAGCACAACAGGUUGGGGCUGAGGGGACAGGUGGUAAACGGAAGUCAGACAGGAAUAGUCUGAAUAAGAAUGGCGGAAUCUACAUGACCGAUAAGGAGAUCAUGCUGACUCUUGAUAUAGACGGCAAUCCACUGCCAAUGAGCGGAGUGGGUGGGGCAUUGCACAGAAACACAUCUGGUGCUUGCGAUCUCAACGGCGACGCUGGUAUUGAUCAUUGCGCACGAUGGGCUAUGCCUGGCGAACAAUGUCGUUUUUGCCAAUGCAAGCAUCCACCUUGGAAGCCACAGCCGAUGCCUAUGCUUGAGGAAACUAACCAAAAUGGUUCCACUGCUGACAAGAACACUACUAGCCCAACAACUACAACAGGGACAAGCCCUCAAGAGAUGAAGAGUAACACCAUUAUAGCUCAAAGUCCGGUCAAGAAACACGAGAAUACUGGAACAUCCGGCUUUGAACAUGUGGAAGAGUUUACUGUAGGGUGGAGGGUUAUGCCAGAGUUUUUGAGGAACUCAUCUUCACAAGCGGAAACCAAGAAAAUCCAAAGUCAAAGAUAUAGUGCGGCUUACGGCGGAGGUAGAAAUGCCGGGGCAGCUGUGCAGGAGAAUCAAGAAGGCAACGCUACUGUGGAAGCGCAGCCUGCCGCACGAGCACCUUCAAAUCAAGCAACGAACCAGAGUCAACCUCCAACAGCGUCUCAAACAACCAGGCCUCCGAAAAAGCCUGUUGUCUCCUCGCAGCAACUCGAGUUGGCGAAAAAACGUGAAAGGAUGGCUGAGCAAAACAUGCGUGACGCGCAUGCGAAAGGGAUGCGUAACGUCCAGACGAUCGCCGGUCCUGAUUGGGCAGUCUUGCCUAGUUUGAAGAUCCAGGCUGCGCCUGUGGUGUGUAAAGUGACACUGUUGUUAGCGGCGUUUGCAACCUCGAAAGAUGCCUCGAAAAACUUCGCAGCUGAUGAUGCAGAAAGUAUUUGUCGGGAUUUGGGGCGACCAGGUGGCGGCAUCGUGCCACUAUCGCAACAAGAGGAAGGCCGUCUGCGAAGUCAUGACUUGCCAAGGAAAUUGGCGAAAUUGAACGUAGGUCAACUGAUGCUUGAUGUGAGGCUGAUGAAGCUUUUGGGUGGAAUAGCGGUAGGUGGCUCAUUGGAAGAAAACCCUGACACAACAGCACCCUUGGGAAUUCUCUAUACCUGGCUCGAGCGGUUGUGCAGUGGUGCAGACGAGUUACUGGUUGCCAGAGAGAAUAUGGCGAAGUUGAAGGGCAGUAUGCAGUAGCCUAAAUCAUGCAAUCAUUGUGCUACAAACAUCAACAUGCUUUGACUUUGUGUUGAUCAGAUACUUCUUCUUCAUCUUCUCCCAUCAUUCCAAUUCCAAUUCCAAUUCCUUCCAUCCUAUUGUAGAUUCUGCUGCAAGUGCAACAU